Molecule: messenger RNA, 879 nt
Organism: Calidris pugnax (ruff)
Lineage: Eukaryota; Metazoa; Chordata; Aves; Charadriiformes; Scolopacidae
Product: G1/S-specific cyclin-D3-like
Exons: 5
Coding region: 1-879 (292 amino acids)
Biological process (GO): mitotic cell cycle phase transition; positive regulation of G1/S transition of mitotic cell cycle; regulation of cyclin-dependent protein serine/threonine kinase activity
Cellular component (GO): cyclin-dependent protein kinase holoenzyme complex; cytoplasm; nucleus
Molecular function (GO): cyclin-dependent protein serine/threonine kinase regulator activity
Source: RefSeq, a predicted model, not a curated record
AUGGAGCUGCUGUGCCUGGAGGCCGCCCCCCGGCUCCUCCGCGCCGGGCGCGACCCGCAGCUCCUGGGGGACCGGCGGGGGCUGCAGAACCUGCUGAGCCAGGAGGAGCGGUACAGCCCUCGCGUCUGCUACUUCCACCGCGUGCAGCGGGAGAUCAAGCCCUACAUGCGGAAGGUGCUGGCCUUCUGGAUGCUGGAGGUGUGCGAGGAGCAGAAGUGCGAAGAAGAGGUCUUCCCCUUGGCCAUGAAUUACGUGGAUCGUUACCUGUCCUCAGUCCCGGUGCAGAAGAACGACCUGCAGCUUCUGGGGGCGGUCUGCAUGCUCCUGGCUUCCAAGCUGCGAGACACCGUGCCCCUGACCGUGGAGAAACUCUGCAUUUACACGGAGAACUCCAUCACGCCUCAGCAGCUCCUGGAUUGGGAACUUCGAGUCCUGGGGACGCUGAAGUGGGACCUGGUCUCAGUGAUAGCAAAUGAUUUCUUGGCUCCCAUCCUCCAUCACCUCCCGCUGCCCCAGGACAAGGUGGAGCUGGUGAAGAAACACGCACAGACCUUUAUCGCCCUGUGUGCCACAGACUACACUUUUGCCAUGUAUCGCCCCUCCGUGAUCGCGACGGGCAGCCUUGGGGCGGCGAUCCACAGCCUGGCAGUCUCUGUGAACAAUUUCACCGGCGAGGCCGUCACCGGGCUGCUGGCCAGCAUCACUGGCACGGAGGUGGACCGCCUGAAGGCCUGUCAGGAGCAGAUGGAGGCAGCUUUAGCCCAGAGCCUGAAACAGGCGUCCCAAGGCCGACAGGAGCACAGCACCGCCAAGACUGCUGCUCACCCGGCCGGCCAGCCCACCGGCACCCCCACGGACGUCACGGACAUCGACCUGUGA